Oncorhynchus keta (chum salmon) is the source of this 2985-nucleotide messenger RNA. Its product is annotated as protocadherin Fat 3-like. Lineage: Eukaryota; Metazoa; Chordata; Actinopteri; Salmoniformes; Salmonidae. Gene Ontology annotation, biological process: homophilic cell-cell adhesion. Gene Ontology annotation, molecular function: calcium ion binding. Gene Ontology annotation, cellular component: cell-cell junction; plasma membrane. The record is from RefSeq and is a predicted model, not a curated record. The transcript has 17 exons. Bases 1 to 2985 code for a protein of 994 amino acids.
AUGCAGAACUCUGCAGCCAGGACCUACACCCAGAGUGCUGUGAGGAUGGGUGUGGUCCUGGACCCGGCUCUUACCUGGGAGGUCAGGUACUCCAUCGAGGCUGGGAACAGCGAGGGCAUCUUCCAGGCUGAGGACCUGGUGCUGGGGGACUUCAGCUUCCUGAGGGUGCAGACCAACGGAGGCACUGGAGGUACCUUGAAUCGGGAGGUACAGGACAAUUAUACACUGACGGUUCGGGCCACAGCACAAGGUGGCCUGGAGGCCUUCACCACCGUCUUCGUCAACAUCCUAGAUAUGAACGACCUUCGACCUCUGUUUGCCCCGACCUCCUACUCCUUCGUGGUCCCCGAGGGCUCUCCGCUGGGCGCCAGCGUUGGCAGGGUAACGGCCACGGACGCAGACGUCGGAUCCAACGGGCAGUUUUACUACUUCUUCAGGGAGCGUGUGGAGCUGUUCUCGGUGCACCCCACCAGCGGGGUCGUGACCCUGACGGGCCAGCCAAUAAUGGGGCAGCGGAUGGAGCUGGAGGUACGAGCGGUGGACCGAGGGAUAAAGCUCUACGGCACCAACGGGGUCAGCAGCACCGCUAAGGUGGUCCUGACGGUUGAACGGGUGAAUGAGUUUUCUCCGGUGCUGUCUACGGUGGCCCUGGUGCCAUCGUGGUUGGACCAAGACCCCGUGUUUGCUGUGGUCACGGUGGAGGACCAGGAUGAGGGGGUGUGCGGGGACAUCGAGUGGGUCUCCAUCGUCCAGGGGGACCCACUGGAACAGUUUAAGGUGGACCGCUCUCCGGUCGGGAACGAGUACAAGGUGAAGACGUCAGAGCCCGUGGACUGGAAGAAGUUUCCAUACGGUUGUAACCUGACCCUCCAGGCUAAAGACAGAGGAACCCCUCCUCUGUUCUCCAACACUCAGGUGGUCCAGGUGUUAGUUAGAAAACCUCAGGCUCUCCAGGUGAGAUUUGAUAAACAGCUCUACCAGGUGAGACUGAGUGAGAUUGCGCCGCCUGGCACCAUCAUAGUGGAAGUGCGGAUCACCCCAGGCCCUCCCAACGUGAACUACAGCUUCAGCCCCUUCUCUGCCUCACCGUACUUCCUCAUCAACCCUCUGACCGGGGUCAUCACUACGACAACCCCUCUGACCAGCCUAUCGCAGGACGUCGUGGAGCUGGAGGUGUUGGAGCAGGGCAGUAAACUCAGAACCAGGGUCCAGGUCACCAUAGAGGACGCUAACGGCAACACGCCCACGUUCGCCAGGCCGACGUACGACGUGUCAAUCGAAGAGACCAUGCCGGUCGGCACGGUGAUCUUGGUGGUGUCGGCGGUGGACGAUGAUAAAGGGGAGAACGGGUGUAUCACCCACAGCAUUGCUGGACUUCAGGCGCUACCCUUCACCAUAGAUCAGGACUCAGGAGAGCUGAGGACCACUAGAGAGCUGGACUACGAGACGUCAUCUGAUCUCUACAUGUUCUCCGUCCGGGCCUCAGACUGGGGUUCUCCGUACCGGCGGGAGAACGAGGUCAACGUGACAGUGCGCCUCAUCAACGUAAAUGACAACAGACCUUUGUUUGAGAGGGUUGGCUGCCGAGGGAUGAUCGAACAGGACUUCCCUGUAGGCCAGAACAUCGUCACCAUGUCAGCUGUGGACAUAGACGACCUGGGGCUGGUUAAGUACAGGAUCCUGUCAGGUAAUGACCUGGACUACUUCAACCUUAACCCAGAUUCUGGUGCCAUGGCCUUGAGGAGGUCCCUGGCCUCCGCUAACCUCAAGACGGUUGUCUUCAACCUCAAGGUAUCCCUAUGUACCCCCAGGUCUUCCCUAUGUACCCUCUAUGUAUCCCUAUUCAGUCCCUAUGCUGCCCAAUGUAUCCCAUAUGCACCCCUAUACAGCUUAUGUAGCCCUAUGUAUCCCUAUUCAGUCCCUAUACAGCCCUAUGUAACCCUAUUCUUCAACCUCAAGGUGGAGGCGACGGACGGAGAGCUGUUCUCGGAGCCGACCUACGUCAACGUGACGGUGGUCCGGGGUGGGAUGCCGUCUCGUAGUGUCACCUGCAGAGAGACGGGAGUGGCCCAGAGCCUGGCAGAGCUGAAGGCUACGGCGCUGCGGAGACCCAGGGUGGAUGAGGGGUACACAGACCUGUUCUCAGCCAACAGACUGACGCCUCAGUUUGAGUCGUUCCCCUCCAGUAUCGUAGUCAGGGAGGAUCUGGCCAAGGGGGCGAGUGUCUUUCAGGUGAGGGCAACAGACGACGACACGGCCUUCAACGGUCACAUCCUGUACGCCAUCUCCAACGGCAACAGAGACAGCUGCUUCGACAUCGCCAUGGAGACGGGCCUGAUGACAGUGUUCCGGCCGCUGGACCGCGAGCGGUCCGACCGUUACGUCCUGAACGUGACCAUCUACGACCAGGGUCUGCCUCAGCGUUCCAACUGGAGGCUCCUGACCGUCAACGUAGAGGAUGCUAAUGACAACGAGCCUGUGUUCGCCAAGGACAGCUACAACGUGGUGGUCCCUGAGAACACAGUGUUGGGUACUGAGGUGGUGCAGGUCGUUGCUGUAGACAGAGACCUCGGCUCCAACGGAGAGGUCUCCUACUCGCUGCUCACCGCCGUGCCGCAGUUCAGCAUCAACAGCAACACAGGGGCAGUGGUCGUGUCGGGGCAACUCGACCGGGAGACCAUCCCAGCGUUUAGCCUGAAGGUGGAAGCCAGGGAUAAGGCGGAGAGAGGGACCCAGCGGUUCAAGGUGACAACUCUGAGUAUAACACUAGAGGACGUUAAUGACUGCCCCCCGCUGUUCGUCCCUGGGAGCUACAGCGCCCGUGUCCUGGAGGACCUGCCACUAGGGGCAGUCAUCGCCUGGCUGCAGACCCAGGAUUCAGACCUCGGACUGGGGGGACAGGUCUCCUACGCUCUGGCCAAUGACGGAAACGGCAUCUUCGAGGUGGAUGCAGUGAGUAGUGCAGAGAUGGUGGGUCUAAUCUAA